AGGAACUGUAUACCUCUGUUUCAAUGUUGUGGAUAGGCAGCCUUGUGAUAACCUGACUGUGACUGACCACAUUUCAGCCUCAUUCCUGCAUUGCAGCCAAUCACUUUAUUUUUGUUUUAGAAGUGACGAGACUGUGAAGAGCCAAGACUUGUGUGAUUUUCUUCAUUGGUGGAGUUGGGAAUACCUGUGCCUCAGCGUCAAUUGGUAAAUAAUGUCCAACCCAACAUGGCUCUCCCCGCGGCAGUCUGAUGACCCUGGGCAUGUACCAGCUCGAAUGGAAACCAUGGCAUCAAUUGCCACACCAAGUAUCUCUGUAUCUACUCAACAAAGUCCAAAGAAAUUCGCACCUGUGGUGGCUCCCAAACCCAAGUUUAAUCCCUAUAAACAGAAUGGACAGCCCAUGGGACAAGUGGCAACUGAAAGUGAAUUCCCUCCACCUCCUCCACCUGUAGAAGGUUUGAGCCCGAUGUCAACAUUCCCUGGGGGAUUUCCACCUCCACCGACCUUACUUCCUGAUCAGUAUGAAACCAGUGCAAGUUUAAAUGUACAGACAGGGAAGAAGACCCUGGAUGAAAGGCGAUCAAGCCUGGAUGCAGAGAUUGACUCAUUGACCAGUAUCUUGGCUGAUCUGGAGAGCAGCUCACCCUAUCAGCCCCGCCCUCGACAGAGCCAUGGAGUCACCUCAACCAGCAGUUCUUCAAGUCCUCAAACUCCAAUAACGACAGCUUCUCACAGUCCAGUGAUUGGGCAUCAGAGGAUGAUUAUCCCCUCUCAGCCACUUUUAACAGCCACAAAAAAGGCAGCUGCAAAGCCCCAUGCUGCCCAGGCCAUUGCUAUGGCCCCAAAGACCCAACCACAACCUAUUCCAGCCUCCUACACCACAGCCUCCACACCAGCCCGACCUGCAUUCAAUGUGCAGGUUAAAUCAGCACAGCCCAAUCCCAAUUUCAUGCCACAGGGGCUUCAUCAACCAGGCCUAGACCCUGCCACUUCUCAAUACCAGCAGUAUAACCUGCAGCCAACUAGAUUUCCUGAAACAGCUCCACCAGUACAGACUUACACUCAGCAGCCCCGCUCCGUAGACCAUGGGUAUAGGGCACAGCCCACACAGUAUGCUGACCCAGGUUAUACUUACAAUCCUUCACCAAAUCGCUACCAAGAUCAUCGGUCUGUUGCUCCAGCACCAACAUAUGGAGUGGGUUAUGCUGGUGACCCAGCAUAUGGAGCUCCGAAUACCUGGAGACCUGAAGCACCUUAUACCCACAAUGCUCCUGGAUCAAGCCCCAGUGCCUAUCAUCAACCAGCUCCUAACAAGAAAGCUUACAUCACAGACCAAGCACCAGGACCAGCAGCACCUCUGCAACAACCCAAGAAUGUCUACCAGUCUCCAACUCCUGCUCCAGUUCCAGCCCCAGCACCUGCUCCAGUUCCUGCCCCGAUUUCCACUCCAGCUCCCACUGUGAGUGCUGCAGGCGUGAGACCAGAGGAUGAGCUUGAACGUUUGACCAAGAGGAUGCUGUACGAUAUGGAGAACCCACCAUCAGACGAUUACUUUGGCUGCUGUACCCGUUGUGGGGAGAGUGUUGUUGGAGACGGUGCUGGCUGCACUGCAAUGGACCAAGUUUUUCAUGUUGAUUGCUUCACCUGCAUGACGUGCGGUCACAAGCUCCGAGGACAACCCUUCUAUGCUGUGGAGAAAAAGUCAUACUGUGAGGCCUGUUACAUUAACACCCUGGAAAAGUGCAGCGUUUGUUCUAAGCCAAUUAUGGAGCGAAUCUUGCGGGCCACAGGCAAGGCUUAUCACCCACAAUGCUUCACCUGUGUCAUGUGCCACCGCAGCCUUGAUGGGAUACCCUUCACUGUUGAUGCAUCCAAUCAGAUUCACUGCAUUGAAGACUUCCACAAGAAGUUUGCCCCAAGGUGCUCUGUCUGCAAUGAGGCCAUCAUGCCAGCUGAAGGCCAGGAGGAGACAGUGCGCAUUGUGGCUCUUGACCGUGAUUUCCAUGUGCAGUGCUACCGCUGUGAGGAUUGCAGUAUUCUCCUGUCAGAUGGAGACAAUCAAGGAUGUUACCCCCUGGAUGGACACAUCUACUGCAAGAAUUGCAAUGCUACACGUAUCCAGGCAUUGACCGCCAAGUCGACCACUGACCUCUGAUGACCCCUGACAACUUGCUGACCCGUACUGCCCAGCAGAUGCAGCCCGUCAGCCUACGGGAAAUUUGAGUUUCCCAAUGAGUUUCCACAAAUUAGAAGCUCUCUCCUGAAGUUCGGGCAGUUACAGAAUAUAGCACCUCUUCGGCUGACCCUCCACUUUCCUGCUCACCGCCUAAAACCUUACUUGUACCAAUCACAGUGCUGCCUUGUUCUAGCUGACACUGACAGAGCUUCAGCCUCAUACUGACUGUCUGUAAGUUCUCACUGUCCUGGGGAGGUUCAAGGGGAUUUAAUUCCUGCAUGGCUGAAGCUUGCUAGCCAGCCUGUGGAGAAUUAUUCUCACAAGUCCAGAUGAACUGUCUGACUGUCUCCAAGAACUAACUCCCCACAAAUUACUCGCUAUUAUCAAUCCUCAGCACUAUCAUUUUGAACAUGUUAAAAUAUAGCCUGUUAGCCAGGGCACUGAAAAUAGCCCAGCCAAGAGCAUCAUGACUGGGCUCACAAUUCAAUCCUAGAACUGCCUCUCAAUUUAUAUUUUGUACAAUAUUCGCUGUCUCUAUCUCUCUAUUUCCCUUUCUGACCAGCUCAUGUGUUCUUUCCACCAUUCACUCUCUUUCUCUCUCUCUCUCUCUCUCUCUCUCUCUCUCCCUCUCUCCCUCCCCCCCUAUCUUUCCACUCCAUAACCUGAGAAAAUAUAAGAAUAUGUCUAACCACUAUUUGGGAAUUUGUUCGUGAAAUGGGAGGGAACAUCCUAUUGAUUUUUUAACCCUAUUUCUGGGAUUUUUCUCAAUUAGAUGUUCCACAAGUUUAUAGAAUUCCCCAUGUUGACUGCUCCCCCAGUGGGAUAACAUAGUUGUCAAACUCCUGGGUGAUGGAUACAUUCCCAGCUGGAAUUCUAAACUCCACGUUGGGUGAGCGAUGGCUGAGAGACAUUUUUUUCCAUCCUCUUUCCUCAAGGAGUAAGUCUGGGCCUCAGGUCUGAGUGCUCAUUUCUCAGUCAUACUAACGCAUACAUCCCUCCAACAUCCACUUUCCCUCAAGAGCCGAGGGGCUCAAUUUUCUCCCAGCUUCCCCCUUUCGAUCAUACUGUUUACACUAUGUUACAUAUGAAAAUCAUAGUCACACAGUGUGGAAACAGACUCUUCGGUCAAGCAAACCAUACCCAAUGAUGUUCAAGGAGUUUUAAAUAAUGCCAUAUAUUACAAAAUGUGAGAUUUAGAGAUUAAUUUAUAAAAUGCUGUGAAUUUUAUGAAUGUUUUGGAGAAAGUACUGACCCUGCAGGUGAAUCUGAUCUCCAGGGUCAGAGGCUUCACCUCUGUUGAUGUUCAGAUUUGAGAGCCAUUUGCUAUGGCAGUAAGACCACGAGAUAGAAUAAGGAAGGGGGAAUGUAGCCCAGGUUCAUGCUCCUGGACACUGUUGAAUACAUUCUGUUAUGAUGUGUACCUGACUGUCCAGGUGUGUGGAUUGGCAAGAAUCUCAUGGCCUCAGUCAUCUGCUGUGUUCUCGCUGUAUUGCCAAAGGUUCUGGAGAACAACUUAUGCCCAGCAGCGAGAUGAUUGCUAAUUAUAUUGCAUCCUAAAUGGAAGAUUGUGCCUUUUGUACUGUACCCCAACAGAAACAGGGUGCCUGUAUUAUGUAGCCCAACAGUAAGUGCAUGCCUGUAUUGCUCUACCCCAACAGGAGUCAGUGGUGCUCAAGAUGAGGAAGACCAGGGAUCAGAAAGCAGCUGUUUAGGAUUGUGUUGAAUGUGAGGGUGUGAUUUGAUCAGGGUACUGGUGUCCUCCAUAUGUCAGAUUCCAACUGCGUCUAACCUAGUCAUCCUCAAGGGUGGCUUUAGCUAAUUGAGUCCCUUCGUCUGGCAAGUUUAGUGUGCAGGAAGGCCGUGGUUCCGGUUCAACCCACAGCAGCCCUCAGAAUUGACACGUGUUACAAGUCUCUCAGUGCGCGCCUUAUACUGGUGAAACAAUUUGGAACUGAAGGUGAUAUUAAAAGGGAAGAGGCAGUUUGGCGAAAGAGCAAAUGAUUGACUGUAUGGCAGCAGUGGUUUGUGUCACUUGUGCUGUGAUCACAAGUUAUUCAUUCAACAGAGCCCAAAGAUAAAGGUCCCUUCAUUUAACUGGCGCCACAGAAGCUGAGGUUUGUUAUGGCAAAAGUAAUGCCUUCCAUUUUAGAGACUCGACAGGAGAGAAAUUUUAUUUUCAAACAUACUCGGUGAGAAUUGGAAAGCUUAGGUGAAAGAAACAUUGUCGUUCCAUGCCACACACAGAAUGUUUUCACAUCUUGUUGAAAAGUCCCCUAUGGUGAGAAAUCCACAGCCAAAAGCAUUGCGGCUGUUCCUGUGUUUGAAGUAAAUUCUUGUCAGAACCUUUGUGAUCCUGAAGGACUUUAUAUCAACAGAAAGGAUUGCAUUUACUUCUGGAGCAUGUGUUCACUCCUCCUGAUGUGAUAUUAAUGAUCCUCCCAGCUUAUAGAAAGCUUGCAACAUGUGAACUAGUGGAGCAGAUCUUUGAACAGUUAGACGGAGAUCAUGACUGUCAGUCCCUGGCUGGAAAGGAUGAGACAACACACUGAGAGUUGUUGGUGGACACAAAAUGCAGCUCAACAAAAAUGCUACAAGAAUUCCCACUUUUGAGUUUAUACAAGAAAAACUAAUGUUUACCUCUGGCACUCUAUAAAUGCAGAAUUGCGUUUUAUUUAGCUCCAUGAAUCUGUUUUGGAAAAAGAAUAAAUAAACGGACUUGCUAAAUAUCCAACUCCAAACAUAGAGCAGAGACCAACAUUUCCUGGACCAAUUUAAGAGCCAAUUUUGCCACGAAUUUCAUAGAAAAGGAAGCUAGAUUUCCAACAUGGGAAAUGUGUGUAUUUGACAAUAGUUUCCAUGGUGAGGCCAUUCUGAGGUGUGGAGCUGUCUGUGAACCUCAACUUUUCCUAAAGACUCUGUCAUUUCAACUGUACUGCAUCAAGAUUGAGUUUGAGAGCAACAAGAUAGGAAUUGAAUUGUGUGAACGCAGUUACGGCUUAGCACUUUGUGUGGGUGGGGGGUGGUGUUGAGACAUUGAGUAAAUUGGAGUUUAGAAGACUCUGAGGAGACUUUGUAGAAAGGUGUACAAUUCUGAGAGGGAGUGACAAGCUAGAUGCUAGGGUCUUCAGCUGGUUAACCGAAUCUCGAUGUAAGGGGUUGAUCAUUUACGUUUGAGACAAGCUGAAAUCUCUUCCCUGAAAUAGUUGUGAAUCUCAGAACUCUCUUCCCAAGUGGACUGCUGUUGUUCAGGCACUGAAUAUUUUCACGGUUAAUUGCUGAUUACUUGGCCAGCAAUGGUGACAUGAUUAAAACUGGGAUGCUCAAGAAGCCAGAAUGAGAAGCAUGUGAAGAACCAGGAGGCAUAAAGGGAUUGAAGGGAUUACAGAGACCGGCAUGAUGCCUUAGGAAAAGUCGAUAACAUGAAAGUCAAUAAGAAUGAAAUGAUUGAUGCUUCUAAAGUGCGAGUGUAGUUCCCCUUGGCAUCCUGUACAAACAGGAUCAUCCAAAGAGCCUGAGUGAUUGGAUGAAAGAAGCCUCUGACGGAUAGCAGGGUAAUUUUAUGGCCCUUCACUGGCCAAUGUGAAGGCUGGGUUCUAGUAAAAUAGGGGAUGUGGCCAGCUCUUUGCCCACCUGGCCCCAUGUUACUGAAAGGGGCAAAGUGUUGGCUAUGCCAAUCUGCCUGACUCCAGCUCUGUGGAGCCCUGCAGCCCAAUGGUAUCAAUGUAGACUUCACAAGCUUCAAAAUCUCUCCUCCCCCUACCACAUCCAAAAACCAGCCCAGCUCAUCCCUGCCUCCCUGACCUGUUCUUUCUCUCACCUAUGCCGUCCUCCCACAUCAAGCCGCACCCCCAUUUCGAACCUACUAAACUCAUCCCACCCCCUCGACCUGUCCGUCCUCCCCAGAUUGACCUAUCCCCUCCCUACCUCCCCACCUACACUCACCUGUGCUGGCUCCAUCCCCGCCCCUUUCACUUGUCUGUCUCCUCUCCACCUAUCUUCUCCUUUAUCCAUCUUCGAUCCACCUCCCCCUCUCUUCCUAUUUAUUUUAGAACCCCCUUCCCCUCCCACAUUUCUGAUGAAGGGUCUAGGCCCGAAAUGUCAGCUUUCCUGCUGCUAAGAUGCUGCUUGGCCUGCUGUGUUCAUCCAGCUCUACACCCUGUUAUCUCGGAUUCUCCAGUGUCUGCAGUUCCUAUUAUCUCUGUGGAGCCUGUUUGAUUAAUGUCAGAUUAAUGGCUGCUUGAACGCAUUCCACCUUCUUUGCAAUAAUGCACAGGAGGCAUCCAGCAUAGCACAUCCUACCAAAACGGCUGUGCCUCCAUUUGUGAAGGGGCGUUCCUGGUGCCCAAGGAGGGUACCGCUCCCAAAAUAACAACCAUCCACUUGUGCCUCACCCUGCAGACCUUCUCAAAUCAUAAACCCCCUCACCUCAGCCUUUCUACUCCUGUUCUGGGAUCUUGCUGUACCUCCCUGAAGUCUGUGGACAGAUCUUAAAGUCUGCAAUCACUGUGCUUUCUCCAUAGAGUCUGCAACCCCAGUGCUGGCUAGUAGUUAUUUGUGGCACUACUGGGGUGACUCAGCUACCAGCCAAUCAUAUUGGAGUCACCCUGUCUGUGAGGGACAAAAUUCCUCUUUACCCCAUUGUGGCCACCCGAGAGUUUCAUUGCCCUGGGAUUUAAAGGCAGAAUGGUUCACCCCACAAGAAAAGCUUCCCUUUGGUAUAACCAGACCCAGGUUCCAACAGAUGCCAAGUUCCAAAAUCAAACCAGAAAGGGCUGGAGAAACACAGCAGGUUGGCUUAGUUUUUUCCAGCACUUUCCUGUUUUUAUUCCGGCAACUGCAAUACCUUGCUUUUUCACCAGGUUUGGAGCCUGGGUCAAGCUGUGGGCAGUGUCAUAAACCUUGUUGUAGUCACCGUGACUCACCAAUUUAAUCACCACAACCCACAAAACACUCCACCCUCUCAUGGAUCCUACCCACCUAUUUAAUCUCUGGCCACAGACCCUGGCCAGUCAUGUCCAUCAUGGUCCCUACUGCUGCAAUCUCUCUCAAAAUAAUCCUAAAUUGAAAGACUGACAAGUAGAAUGGUUGAUACAUCUCGCCACUUUUCUGCGAAUGUUGCCCUCCAGGCAGUUUCCCUGUGCAUUCACUGGUGGUUAUAGUAAGUGUUGUAAAGUGCUUGCAACUACAGGAAACAGUGAAAGAACAUAGAACAUAGAACAGUACAGCACAGAACAGGCCCUUCAGCCCACAAUGUUGUGCCGACCAUUGAUCCUCAUGUAUGCACCCUCAAAUUUCUGUGACCAUAUGCAUGUCCAGCAGUCUCUUAAAUGACCCCAAUGACCUUGCUUCCACAACUGCUGCUGGCAACGCAUUCCAUGCUCUCACAACUCUCUGUGUAAAGAACCCGCCUCUGACAUCCCCUCUAUACUUUCCACCAACCAGCUUAAAACUAUGACUCCUCGUGCUAGCCAUUUCUGCCCUGGGAGAUAGUCUCUGGCUAUCAACUCUAUCUAUGCCUCUCAUUAUCUUGUAUACCUCAAUUAGGUCCCCUCUCCUCCUCCUUUUCUCCAAUGAAAAGAGACCAAGCUCAGUCAACCUCUCUUCAUAAGAUAAGCCCUCCAGUCCAGGCAGCAUCCUGGUAAACCUCCUCUGAACCCUCUCCAAAGCAUCCACAUCUUUCCUAUAAUACGGCGACCAGAACUGGACACAGUAUUCCAAGUGCGGUCUAACCAAAGCUUUAUAGAGCUGCAACAAGAUCUCACGACUCUUAAACUCAAUCCCCCUGUUAAUGAAAGCCAAAACACCAUAUGCUUUCUUAACACAAGGAUUGAAGAUUCUGUCCUCACUGACCUGCUUGCCUUCUCCUGGUCUCUGUGCUCCAUGUAUAAAGGAGAAAGUGAAAUGAAAUGUUUGUGGAGACUUGAGAGUUAAGAUCCCUAAUUUUGCUCCUGAAAUGAGUCAUUUUUAGAUUUAAUGCGUAACUGAAACCAGAGACUAUUUGAACAAACUGAUACUGAAUGUUUAUAUCUUUUGAAGAUUAAGUGCACUCUGUUCUGUUGCCUGUCUGACUGUCCAAGGUCUCCUCUACAAAAACAACAUGUAUGAGGGUGGUUUAGAGAGCAGGACAGGUGUUCAGCUAAAUUUGAUAAUUCCCACUUAUAAACCUCGCUGUAAAUUAAUCUGAGGAUUGUGUCUUUAACAUGCAAACUCUUUUUACCUUAUAUUUAACAAUCUGAUCUGAUGAUGCAAACUGCAUGAAUUUUGUGUGAUAGUGUGGCCUGAUACAGCUGCUGCUUCACAAUAAUGAAGUGAUCAUGUCUAUUGAUCCUGUUAUUCUUUCAGCUGGAGCUGCAUAUGGUCCCUUGACACUAUUUAAAUGAGUCCCCAGGUCAGGUGCAGACUGUGCGUUAAUGUAUAGUGAGUAAAUUAGAUUUCAGAGUUUGUACAAAAUAACCUUGUUUAGCUGUUUUUAUCUGAAUAGAGGCACCUACUGCCACUACUUGACUUCACCUCAGCCAAAAUUCCACCAGAAAUUAUAUUUGCCAAUACAGGUGAUUGCAAGUACAACCAACACAUCCCUGAUAUUGAACACAUUCCUGGGUAUAAAGCACAGUCCUGGGUGUUCCACACAUUCCCGGAUAGGUAACACAUUCUGGAAAUGGAAUCCAUUCACAGAUAUGCAACACAUUCCUGCUUAAACAACAUAUUGCUAGAUAUGCCACUCGUUCCCAGAUAUACAACACAUUCCAGGAAAACAACUUGACUAAGAACUUGAGGUGAAUCACUCCCAGAGUUGUGCGAUAUUUGUGUCAAGUUUGGAUGUUCAGAAGCAUAAUGAGGAGGGACUUUACAGAUGGAAGCUGGUACAAGAUUAAAACAUUCUUGACUCUAUAUCUGCAAUAGAUACAGAUUCUGAGAAAUUUUAGGCUUAUGCUAUCUAAAAUGGGACAAUGGUGGGUAUAUUGGGUUUGGUCACAGAUCAGCUGUGAUCUUAUUGAACAGUAGAAUAGGUUUGAGUUGAGGGGCUGAAUGGCCUCAUCCUGUUCCUAUGUUCCUUUUAGGGACAUCAGUGGUAGAUAGAGAAAGGAGGCUAAGUGAAGGGAGCAGGAUAGGAUGGGAGGGAGAGCCCAUGGCUGUCAAAUCCCUCUGAGUAUCAGCCUCUCAUCAGGAACCUCAUAGCCUUACAGAUGUACAAAUGUCACCAUUCUGUGGAGCAUUACUCGCCUUUUAAUAGCACCUAUUUCCACAUUUAGAGCAGCUAAUUUUUCACCCAGAAGUGGUUUCCGUGGUUUCCCGUGACUGAGGGUUGUUCUGGUUCAUCAACGUGCCUUCACUGACACUUGAUUCAUUUUAAAACGCCUUCGGUUAUUCAGGCAGAUUAACUCAGGGACCAUGGCCUGAUCUAGUUGCAUUCUACUAAUCCAGCUUCCUGCAACAUACAAGAAUUUCCUCCUUUCUUUCACUCUACCCCUUUUUCCUCACUUUAUACCUCAUUCUGCUUUACUCCCCUCCACCAGUCCCCCCUCCCCUUACCUCACUUCACAUUUCUUUCCCCGCUCCCUUCCCUAUCCUGAUUGCCCCUCCCUACCCUCCCUCUUCCAACAUUCACCCUCAGCUUCUUCAUCUCUACCCUCACCUUCCUCCUCCUUACCCUCACCUGUCUUCUCCCUACCCUCAACAUCCCCCUCCAUACCCUCCCUUCCUCCUCACACUUAGCUUUGUCCUCCCUACGCUCACUCCUUCCCAUCCUCACUUUCCUCCUCACCUGCCUCAUCCUCUUCCUUGCCCUCACUGUCUCCUCAGCUCUCCCUCUUUGACCCAGUAUUGAGCUAUGUGUGAUGUCACUGUCCUGCAAGAUGCAACAACAUUGUUAUUUAUAUAACACAUUAAUGGUGCAAAGAACAUUUUCCAAGUGGUUAAUCAAGCAAGAAUCAGCAUUAAGCUACAUUAGUUCAGGUGACUGCAUUAGGUUUUAAAGAGAAAUAAGAGAGGACAGUGAAGCAGGAGAGCAGAGAGGCUGAAGGUAGCUAAAGGUGUGAGCACCAGUACUGGAGCAAUGAAAAUUUGGAAUGUAUGAGAGACCAGAAUUGGAGAAGCACAGAAAUCUGAGGGCACAGGUCUAUCACUGUAUACCACUCGGAUACAGUACUGGUAGGGACAGGUCUGUCACUGUGUAACACUGGGGUACAGUAUGGGUGGGGGCAGGUCAGGCACUGUGUAACACUGGGGUACAGUAUAGGUAGGGAAAGGUCUGUCACAUUGUAACAGUGGGAUACAAUACCAGUGAGGGCAGGUCUGUCACUGCGUUACAGGUGAGUACAAUUCUAGUGAGGGCAGGUCUAUCGCUGCAUUACAGGUGGGUACAAUACUAGUGAUGGCAGGUCUGUCACUGUUUAUCGCGUUAAAAUUGCCAUAGUCCCAGAAGAAACCGUAGGGAUGCUAACUCAUUGGAGAGAGAUGACUGGUAGUUCUUUAACCAGAGGGUCAUCACAACACAGGCGUGGGGACAAAGGAGUGUUUGAGAAGGAACGCCCUUCAUGGUAGCUUCAGCCACUUGAGGGAAUUGAACCCGCACUAUUGGCAUCAGUCUGCAUCACAAACCUCCCAUCCUGCCAACUGACCCCUGACUGUAUGACACAGGUAAAGGGUCUGUCAUCGUACACAAGUGAGAUACAGUCCUGGUGGAGACAGUUUUAUGGUAAAGGGCUGUACAAACUGUGUGUAUGAUGGAGGAGGUAGGGCACUGACCCUAACUGGUCAGUGCAUCUGCAACAAAUCACAGUGUCCACAUCAUGACUGAAUUCACCUUCAUGAUUCUCUGGCUUAUUUUUAAUCUUGUGUUUAAACUUAACUCUUCCAGAGAUUACUUGUUGCUGUUUUCAAUCUCUUUCAGUGCUCUGUGUAAUUAAUUUUGAGAUAUUUGAAUUCUAUGCAAUGAACUGAGAGCUGCUUGCUGCUACAAUCAUUUAUAUAAUGCUGGUUGUUUUGUAGAAUCUAUAUCAGAAGCUUUAUGUAAUCUUUGUUAUUCCUUCAAGCUGAACUGAACCUGCCCUUGUCAGGAUGGCUUCAUGUCGCCACCUGGUGGGUUUUCAAGGGCAGUGUCCCCAAUGCUUAUGAUACAUUGGAACCAGUUUAUAACUUUGUGUUUUCAGAAACUAUGCAAAAACAGACAAUAAUUCCAACAAAAGUAAAAAUUAUCUGGGACUCUGUAACUGAGAAUUCCUAAGAAACUGAGAGAUACACCACUUUAACCAACUAUUAACUUUAAAACACUUUAUAAACAAGCAUUAUUAUUAUGCAAAUAUAUUUUUAUAUUCAGCUGUUGAAGCCUGAACCUGACUGAGACAAAAUUGUGAACACAGCAUCUUUAUGGAGUCAGUUCCUGCUCAGUUACUAUCUGGAAAAUGUCAAACUGUCUUUAAUUAUCUAUUACUGCUGUCCUUGCUGAUCCUACACUAUUACAGCAGCUAAUUGCAUUACAUGGCACAGUACAAUUACAGGACUGACUACAAAUGCAGGUAAUUUGUAUAUUUUCUUACUAUUACCUUAAAAACAAGUCCUUUGGCAAUUCAGGUUCCUCUGUUUAAACAGCAAAACAGCAUUUAAUCUGCGAUUAGCAUAAAUGACAGGUGCACAGAAAAAACCCAAGCUCUGAGCUGGUGCCAGACAAGUAACUGCUCUACAAACAAAUUACUGAGCAUAUGCCUUAAAAUAAAUUAAGAUGUGACUUCUUUUAUAAAAAAUUAUACAUGCUGUUUGUAACUCACACUGGCAAGUUUUUGAUAUUGUUACUGGUGUAAUCAGCAUUAUUUACCUUUUCGCCCUGAAAGACAAUCAGUCCUUGACCUCAAAACUGCCCAAUCUGGUGAUUUCAUACAGAAAAGGGCAGGAUAUUAUAUUUUAUCUCUGCGUACUUGGGCUACAAAAGAGCAAAGAACAAGCAUGACAUGUCCCCAGUCACGGACCAAUAAUCUCUAAUGGAUCAAGGGCAGUUGUUAGUUAAGGACAACAUUGUUACCUGUGAAACUCAAUGUCUGUGGAACCAGUAUUGCAGUGAGAAUAUGAACCUUCAUGAAGUGUCCCGUAGUGAGAGUGAGCCACUCCAGAAACUACACCCCAAAGAGAGUCAGCACCUUCAGGAAGUGUUCCCCAAAGAGAGUCAGCACCUUCAGGAACUGUAUGCCACUGAGAGUCAGCACCUUCAGGAAGUGUUCCCCAAAGAGAGUCAGCACCUUCAGGAACUGUAUGCCACUGAGAGUCAGCCUCUUUAGAAACGACAUCCCAGUGAGACUCAGCACCGUCAGGGACUGCAUCCCAAAGAGAGUCAACACCUUUAGGAACUGCAUCCCAGUGUAGUUCAAACUUUGAGUACUAUGUUGUGGCCUCAGUUAUUAAAGGGAUUCAUGGGGCAUGGCACCAGGUUAGACUUGGGUUUUUCUGUUGCAAGGCUUGAACACUGUGCAGUCCAAAAUGUCUAGAAAUUGUCAUUAUUCAAACUCUUUCAUGAUUCAGUCAUUUGAGAGAACUCUAUUCAUUUCCUUGUGUUCUGGUACAAUGUAUAGAGAUAAGACACGAGUCAUUUGCAUUCUUGUUUCGGAUGAGCAAAUAACCACUGGUUACUCCUGGUGAAAUGUUAUAUCAUUUAAAGUUUAAGCAUGAAUGUCACAGAGCUUUUAAUUGAGACAGUUUUAAUCCUACUGUGAUUGUAUCAAUGAGAACAUCCUAUGAUCUAUCUCAAAUAUUCUGCCAAAUUUUAACAUCUAAAAUUUUAUCGAACAGAAAAAUUUACAAUGUGCUAUAAUUUAUUCUGUGUUGUGUGUAAUAGAUGAUGGAAAUUUUAACCAACCCAUUAACUCGAUACGAAAUAUACAAACCCAUCCCAAAUGAGCCUGAUUCAGCCUGACUCAAGUCAAACCAAUCCAUUCAAAUUCACAUGAAACUGCUCCAUAUGACCCAAGCUGAGCCAAUCCAACCUAACUCUACUCAAGCCAACUCAGCUCAAUCUCACCCAAUCCAACCCAACACAACUGAAAUCAGGUCAACCCAACCCAGCUCAAACUAACCCAAUCUAACUAAACACAAGUCAAACCACGCAGAUCAACUCAAACCAAUCUAACGCAGCUCAACUCUAGCUAUGUCAACUCAAACCAACUCAUUCCAACUUCAGCCAAGCCAACCUAGUACAAUACAAAAUUAUUCAACCAGCCUAAUUCUAACUGGCCAACCAUCUCAACCCAAACAAACCCUUCCCAAUUGAAAGUAAUUCAGCUAACUCUGAGCAGAAAUGACCCAGCUGAACAAAAUCCAGCCAAAUUCAACCCAGAUUAGAGCCAACUCAACCCAACUCCAUUCAAUCCAGUUCAACUCUACCUAACUCCACUAAGAUAAGAACAAAGUGCAGGAGAAACUCAGCAGGUCUGGCAGCAUCUGUGGAGUCCAAUAAGAAAGUUCUGAAGAAGAAUCAUGCUGGAUUCAAAAUUUUAACUCAGCCUCAGAUGCUGAGCUUCUCCAGCACUUUCUGUCUUAUUUCAAAUAUCCAGUAUCCGUAGUAAUUUGCUUUUAUUUGAGUGUCCAACUUAAACUGGGUUUAACUGAACUCAAUUAACUUGGUGCAGAUCAACCUUGAUACAAAACCAGCAGAGAAGAAAGCUUCAGUCUAAAACAUUCUCUUGAGAAAGCUGGUGAAACUCAGCAGGUCUGGCAACAUCUACAGAGAGAAGAACGAGGUUAACAUUUCAAAUCUAGUGUGACUGUGCUUCAGCUGUUCAGUCUUCUCCUUUUUCAUAUUGUUAACUCUGUAUUUCUCUCCACUGAUGCUGCCAGAUUGGCUGAGCUUCUACAGCAUUCUCAGUGUUUGUUUCAGAUUUCCAGCUUCUGUCGUACUUAUCUUUUAUUUGAGCUGCAACCUAAGUUAUUUGCAGUUUCAGCCAAGAGUAGGGCUAAGGGUACACCCAUUCAAAAAUAAGAUGCGAGGAGCUGGAAUUGAAAGGGCAGAGGGCAGUCUAGACAGGUUGGACUGCAUAAACUUAUUUAGAAUGAAUAUAAAAUAUAUGUUUAAAACACUUCACAAUCAAUUACUUCCGCUUUGCUGUACACCAGUGAUUAUCUUAAUUAAUAGUUAUUGAAUUUUCACCUGCAAUAUGUUUCAUUUUGUUUAAAGGGGGGAGCUGACAAUCAUUUGUAAACAUGCCCUCCCUGUCUUUGCUAUGAAAUUUGUACACUGCCUAUUAGCAACAUUAUCAAUAAACGUCUCACAUACAAUCAGAA
This is a messenger RNA of Stegostoma tigrinum, 14443 nucleotides long. RefSeq names its product LIM domain containing preferred translocation partner in lipoma (gene lpp). The record is from RefSeq and is a predicted model, not a curated record. Gene Ontology annotation, biological process: cell-cell adhesion. The transcript is spliced from 11 exons. Lineage: Eukaryota; Metazoa; Chordata; Chondrichthyes; Orectolobiformes; Stegostomatidae. Gene Ontology annotation, cellular component: focal adhesion; stress fiber. The coding region runs from base 212 to 2155 and encodes 647 amino acids.